Messenger RNA from Trichoderma breve, 1485 nucleotides. RefSeq names its product cytochrome p450 domain-containing protein. Gene Ontology annotation, molecular function: heme binding; monooxygenase activity; iron ion binding. The record is from RefSeq and is a predicted model, not a curated record. The coding region runs from base 1 to 1485 and encodes 494 amino acids. NCBI's taxonomy places the organism in Eukaryota, Fungi, Ascomycota, Sordariomycetes, Hypocreales, Hypocreaceae. The transcript is spliced from 5 exons.
AUGCUGAUUCAAAUGCUCUCUGUGACCUCGGUCACCUAUACAUUUUCUGUUCUAUUCAUCAUUGGUCUUGUUAUUCGCAUUCUACAGAACCGAAUUUUUCACCCGCUACGUUCAGUACCUGGUCCUUGGUUAAACAGCCUGUCUCUGCAUGAAAAAUAUGGUUUGGUCGUGCGAGUUUCUCCCAACGAGCUGAGUUUUAUUACAACUGAGGCUCGAGAAGAGAUCUAUGGGUUUCGCAAAGGCGGCCUUCUCAUGGAGAAGAGUCCUAUAUUUCUCGGGGCCGUAGGGAACGUCAAUGGAGAGACUGGCGUGAGCCUCGCACUGAACAAAGAACAUACUCGGCAACGCAAGGCUUUGGGAUACCUGUUCACCAAUAGCGCAUUGGCCAAACUGGAAGAUAUUCUUAAAAUCCAUGUUCAGAAACUCGUAUCCGUGCUUGAGAAAGGGGCAUCUGAGAAGCAGGCAGUGAAUGUCUCAGACUGGUACACAUACCUUGCAUUUGACGUAAUGGGUGACUUGUGCUUCGCAGAGCCUUUUGGAUGCUUAGAUCAGGCUUCAGCUACGGAAUGGUCAACGUCUGUCAUCAACGUUUUCGUAGCGGCUACUUGGACACAGGGCAUACGCCGAAUAUCUGGUGUCGGCACGUGGCUUGAGCGUUUCAUGACAUGGCUUCUGGUCCCUGCGAAGGCUGCCUCAUGGCGAUCGAUCCAUCUGAACAAUUCCUGCGAGAAAACAGUUCGUCGCCUGCAAGACCCUAAUAGAGAGCACACGGACUUCAUGUACCACAUUUUGAACAACGAAUCCAAAAGCCUGUUAUCCAAAACUGAAAUUCAGUUGAACAUGGCCUUGUUUAUUAGUGCUGGGACUGACACAACGGCUACGGCUCUAGUCGGGUGGACAUACUACAUCUGCACUCACCCCGGUGUAUAUAAGCGACUUACAGCGGAAAUUAGAAACGCUUUUACGGCCAACGAUGAUAUUAAUUGGGACAAGGUUAGAAAAUUAGCGUACCUCGAGGCUACGUUGAACGAAGCUCUGCGUCUAUUCCCACCAUCACCUGCAAGUCAGCAGCGUGUAGUCCCUUCAGGUGGCGCUAACAUUGCCGGAUAUUAUGUUCCUGCAGGAACCACAGUGGCCGUACCUCCAUGGGUAUCGACACACUCGUCUGUCAACUUUAGUUAUCCCGAUACCUUCAAACCAGAGAGGUGGCUAGGAGAGGAUGCAGAGUUCAAGGAUGACCACCUGAAUGCAUCGCUACCAUUCGGAACAGGACCUAGGGUAUGCAUUGGGAAGAACCUAGCAUAUCUUGAGAUGAGACUCAUUGCAGCCACAAUAUUGUGGAAUUUCGAUAUUGAGCUUGACAGAAACGACCAUGAGGCGGUGAUUCGGCAAUGGGGUUUGAGUGGUCAAAUGAUGCCUAUGAAGGUAUACCAUUCGAUGACAAAGCUACCACUUUGGGUCAGAUUGAAGAGAGUAAAUCUAUAA